CUACCAACAUUUUGCAACCGGAUCAAGUAGCUGUCAUCGUAGGAAGCUGCUCUGAAAAUCCCUCUUUCUGAAACCAAACCUCCUGAGGAGAAGACACAUUUGUUCGCCUCAGAUCAACAUGGGGCGGCGUCCGGCGAGAUGCUAUCGUUACUGCAAAAACAAGCCGUACCCCAAGUCACGGUUCUGUCGAGGAGUACCGGAUCCAAAAAUCCGUAUCUACGAUCUUGGACGUAAAAAGGCGUUGGUAGAAGAUUUCCCGCUAUGCGUGCAUCUGGUGUCCGACGAGUAUGAGCAGCUCAGCUCAGAGGCGCUCGAGGCUGGACGUAUUUGCUGCAAUAAAUAUCUGGUCAAGUACUGCGGCAAGGAUCAGUUCCACAUUCGUAUGCGUCUGCAUCCGUUCCACGUCAUUCGCAUUAACAAAAUGUUGUCCUGUGCCGGAGCUGAUCGGCUCCAGACGGGAAUGCGAGGUGCUUACGGCAAGCCGCAGGGAACAGUAGCACGUGUUAACAUUGGCCAGCCGAUUAUGUCUGUGCGCUCGAGCGACCGUUUUAAGGCGCAGGUUGUUGAAGCGCUGCGGCGUGCGAAGUUCAAGUUCCCGGGGCGUCAGAAAAUUUUUGUGUCGAAGAAAUGGGGCUUCACCAAGUAUGAUCGCGAUGUGUAUCAGCAGUACGCUGAAGAAGGGCGCUUUGUAUCGGACGGAUGCGGUGUUCAGUUCCGCAACGAUCACGGCCCGUUGGCCAAGUGGGAGCAACAUCAGCGUGCUCGCUUGGCUGCUUAAGCGAGAAAUGCCAGAUUCUAGCUCCUCAACACCAAGCGCCGUGUUUUCUGUAUGAUAAACGGAAAUGGAAUAAACACAUCUGUGCACCGCUAA
Molecule: messenger RNA, 871 nt
Organism: Anopheles coustani
Lineage: Eukaryota; Metazoa; Arthropoda; Insecta; Diptera; Culicidae
Product: large ribosomal subunit protein uL16-like
Exons: 4
Coding region: 119-778 (219 amino acids)
Biological process (GO): translation; ribosomal large subunit assembly
Cellular component (GO): ribosome; cytosolic large ribosomal subunit
Molecular function (GO): structural constituent of ribosome
Source: RefSeq, a predicted model, not a curated record